UUGGGAAUUCCGACCCUUGCAAUACGGCCGUGAACGCAACGAGCCCCGUCCAACAUGGCGGCCCAGCGAAGGAGUCUGCUGCAGAGCCCUCAGAGCUGGACAGAUGACCUGCCGCUGUGUCUGAUGUGUGGUGUCGGCACGGCAACCAACAAUGUGUACGGCCCCGACGGGAAAGGGAGCCGCAGCCACCCCAACGAAGACGGACACCUGAGGUUCAGAGGCGAGGACGGCUGCUUCCUGUACGGGGUGUUUAACGGUUACGAUGGCAGCAAAGUGGCCAGUUUCGCCUCCCAGUAUCUGACGGCUGAACUGCUGCUGGGACAGCUCAACUCCAGUCACACCGACAACGACGUCCGCAGGAUCCUCACUCAGGCCUUUGAUGUGGUGGAGAAGACCUUCUUUGACUCCAUAGAUGACGCUCUGGCUGAGAAAGCUCGCCUGUCCAACUUCCUCCUACCACACAACGAGAACCAGAAGGUGCACGAGCGUCUGAAGGAGCUGGAGAAGGAGCGACUGAAGGAGCUGGAGCAGGAGGUGUCUGGAGGAGCGACGGCCGUGGUGGCUUUAAUUCUCAACAACAAGCUCUAUAUCGCCAAUGUUGGGACCAACCGGGCUCUGCUAUGCAAGUCCAGCAGCGACGGCCAGAACCAGGUUCUCCAGAUCGGCCGGCCGCACAGCACCGACAAUGAAGACGAGCUGCAGAGGCUGGCUGCUCUGGGUGUGGAUUCAGCUCGUGUUCGGCAGGCGGGGCAGAUCACUGGUCAGAGCAGCACCAGGAGGCUCGGAGACUACCGGGUCAAGUUCAACUACAAUGAAAUCGAGCUGCUCAGUGCGGCCAAGUCCAGGCCGAUCAUCUCAGAGCCGGAGAUUCACGGCAGCCAGUCUUUGGACAGCGUGACGGGCUUCCUGCUGCUGAUGUCUGAAGGCCUCAUCAACGCCCUCGAGUCCGCCCACGGACCCGAACAAGCCAAUCAGGAAAUCGUUGCCAUGGUAGCGGCGGAGCUGGCCCUGCAGACCAGCCUGGAGGCGGUGGCUCAGUCGGUGGUGGAGCGCGUGAAGCGGCUGCACCACGACGUCUACGUGUCCGGCCGUCAGAGGGCGACCUUCUGCUCGCGGCACGAGGACAUGACGCUGCUCAUCCGCACGCUCAACUACCCGCUGGCCGACGGGUCCAUCACGCCCACACAGGGUGGGCGUAUCUAUCCGGUGUCAGUGCCCUACUCCAACAGCCAGAGCACCAGUAAAACCAGUGUCACCCUCUCACUGGUCAUGCCCUCCCAAAACACUCUCACCAACGGAACCAACACUGCCUCCACCCUGGAGGAAGGAACCCCCACCCCAGGCAGCCAGAGCCCGACGGCCACCCUCCAGUCCACCAACACCCAGACCCAGAGCUCCAGCUCCAGCUCGGGAGACGGCAGUCUGUUCCGUCAGAGAGGCAGCCAGGCGGCUCAGCCCGAUGAGACGGGGAGGGUCCCGCCCUACGUGGACUUCACCCAGUUCUACCACCUGUGGGGGAGUGACCACAGCGACGGCCAGACCACCAUGGGGGGGCUGGGACCCCAGUGAGGAAGGAGGAUGCUGGGGGGACUGGGUUUCCUGACAGCAGCGAGGCAACACGGACUCUGAAUGGACGAUGAUUUUAACAGGCACACAAUGCUUUUAAUGCAUCAUAACAAAAAAAAGAAGUGACCUGAAGGUGCAGGAAGGACUGGGGUUAUUUACAUUCGUUUAAAUUUUUUGGGGGGGGAUGAAAAUCUGCUUCCAUUUUAAUUUUCCUCCUGUAUGAAUUGUUUUAUUUAUUAGCGGUUAUCGAAUAAUAACAAAGACCAAAGUUAAUAAUGUUUAAUCUUCAUUUGAUCAUCUGUUUUCCAGGAUCAUUGAAAUGCUCGCUGACGUUUCAGCUCAUAAACUUUGUCUUCCUUUUUCUUGUGAAUGUCCGAUCGAUACUGAGCGUGUGCAGCUUUCACCAGAGAAGGAAGAGAGAUGGCUAAUUCAUUAGCUCCUCCCAUCAACAGCUAGGAAAAAAACAAUGUUGGAUUUUUGAUAUUUUUUGGUCAUUUUACUGAGACGGGUUGUGCUUCAGUUUGAGAUUUAAAUGGUGAAUAUAUAUAUGUAAUCCGGUGAUGUAAAAACAGGAAUGUCAUAGAGUUGAGAAUGAUUACAUGCUGUUAGGGCUUAAAAAUGAAUCAAAAGGAUGUGUUUUGAAAGUACUUUUUAAUUUGUAAUGAAAGUAUAUCUCCAAA
Molecule: messenger RNA, 2246 nt
Organism: Anoplopoma fimbria (sablefish)
Lineage: Eukaryota; Metazoa; Chordata; Actinopteri; Perciformes; Anoplopomatidae
Gene: tab1
Product: TGF-beta activated kinase 1/MAP3K7 binding protein 1
Biological process (GO): protein dephosphorylation
Cellular component (GO): cytosol
Molecular function (GO): protein serine/threonine phosphatase activity
Source: RefSeq, a predicted model, not a curated record